AUUCCAAACAAGUUCUUCCAAACUCGGUGCUUUUUUUCGAGAAUUUGUCUUUAAAAAAAGUCCAAGUCACGAGUUGGUGCAGUUAAAUUAAAUAUUCUAUCUUUAUAUUUUUCACCUGGAUUAUUUAGAGUUGGAUUAAAUAUUUUGUCAUUUAGAUUUUGGUCAUGUUCUACCUCGGUGGUAUUAUUAAUCGGUGUGAAACAGUUUGGAUGAUGAUGUUUGGGAAUCAAUUGUUUGCAAGACAGCUUACCUGAUGGAAUUUACCAAUGUUACUAGCUAUGAAUCUCUCUUAAAAUGGCUUGGAGCAGAUGACUGCUUUAACAUGGGACAAGGUGCCAGCAAUGUUAAUUUAAAAAUUUUCUGUAUUAUAAUCUUUCCGAGUAAUCGAAUUUAUUAUUCUCAACAUGGAUAUGUUUCCACAAGACAUUCAAAGAAGAACGACUUACUUGCAUUCUCCUCGUUGAAAACAACGCAAUAACGAAGAACUUCGGUAUUAACACAACACUGGUUACUAAAUUAAAUUCUGCAAAUAUUCCCUAAACUUCCUUAGAAUCUCUAUUUUGGAAAGCAUUUUUCUCUUAAUCUUAAUCGCACCCACUGUAUCAAAAUUCGAUCACGAAAUCAACCCACAAUUACUUUUGAAAUAUGCAACUGUGAAUUAUAUUUGCAACAGUCACAUCAAUGAGAGUUAAUAAUGGUACAUUUGACGUUGUGUCUGAGGCAACACUAAUAGAGGUUCAAAAAAUGCCUCCAACUCGAUUUCAUCCCUAUCAUGGGGAAAAUAUUCAAUUAUUUCAUGAAAAUCUGGUGGCUUACCGUAAAACUAGUUUUGCCCAUGCACUGACAUUUAGUGAAGAACCUCUAAAACCAGGAGAGAUCUUCCUUGUGGAAAUUGAAAAGACAGAGCGUGGAUGGAGUGGUCACCUACGUAUUGGUCUAACACAAUUCGAUCCACGUAACCAUUUCAAAUUACCGCAGUAUGCUCUACCGGAUCUUGCUAACAUGGGCAAAUCAUGGAUCUAUGCUGUGAAUAAAUCUCACAAUCGUAUUUUCACUGGGAACAUUGAAAUUGAUGAGGAUCAAUCUACCGAACCAUACCAACCUGUUGUGGGAAACGAAGACUUAAUUCAAACUCCGCGUGGUACUUUUAGUCGUAGCCUUCUGUUACCCGUACGGUUCCCUAUGGAGCGUAAAAAUGGCUAUUGUAUUCCAAAAAAGGGAAGUAUCUUGCCGACUGAUGUUGGCAGUCGAAUAGGUAUCAUGUAUGUAGUAAAUGAUGACCGCGCUGAGAUGCAUUUUAUUAUCAAUGGACUGGAUCAAGGACCUUGUGCCAAAAAUAUACCAUAUCAAGAUGGUCCUUUAUAUGCCAUAGUUGAUGUUUAUGGCACAACUAAACAAGUACGGAUAAUUCAACUCUAUGGAGUGACAUCAUUACAGAAUGCUUGUCGUGAAAUCAUCUUACAAAUGGUUCGUAAAGAAGAUAUCGAUAUAUUACCAUUACCAACCAAAUUAAAGCAGUUUCUGUUAUAUGAAGUCUGAAGAAUACUCGAACAAAGUGUGUGGCUCCUUCUAUUGUGUGAUAUUUGAACAUUGCAUGAACAGAACAUUUGUUUUUGUUUUUUUUUCUCUCCCCCUCACCAAACUUUAUCUACCUUUUUUUUCUCGAGGCUAGAAUGAAGUUGGAAAUAAAAAUUCCCACUUUUUUUUUGAUUUUUUUUUUUUUUUUUUUUUUUUUUAGACACAUCUUGACAACUGUUUAUCUGAAACAUGUAAGAUCCAUUGCUGCUGCUAAUACUACUGCUAAUACCAUCUCUAACCUUCCCCCCAUUACCCCCCACUUUCAAUAAAUUUGCUACUAGUUGUGAAAAAAAAAAAGAAAUUCUAUCAACUAACCCAAACACAUUCUUUAAUGGACCAGAAUUGUUUUGUAGUGAAGACAGUUUUUGUAAGUUACUUUUGGGUUAGUAAAUUGAUAGCUGUUUUUAGUAUUAGAAUAUAAUGUAUAUAUUUUGUACAAGGCAAUAUCUGUAAGGAAUAUAUAUUUUUUAUUUAUACAGUAUUUUUUAAUAGUUUAUCAGCAAACAUGGAUUGAAGAACAGAAGAGAAAUAAAAGGAAGAACAACUACACUCUAAAUAUUACUCGAACUCUGAUUGAAUCUUGGAUUGAUUAGGAUUGGAAAGAUAAAACUGCAAUUAUCUUCUAAUGCUAAUAUCCUUAAUUAAAACUCAUGCUAUUGUUACAUCCUCUU
This is a messenger RNA of Octopus sinensis (East Asian common octopus), 2249 nucleotides long. RefSeq names its product neuralized-like protein 2. The coding region runs from base 682 to 1539 and encodes 285 amino acids. Gene Ontology annotation, molecular function: ubiquitin protein ligase activity. The transcript has 3 exons. The record is from RefSeq and is a predicted model, not a curated record. NCBI's taxonomy places the organism in Eukaryota, Metazoa, Mollusca, Cephalopoda, Octopoda, Octopodidae. Gene Ontology annotation, biological process: intracellular signal transduction.